ACUGGCUUCAUGUGACCUCCUAUUACUGGGGACUGUGAAGGGAAAUCUAAUUGUAACUCUCAGAUUUCAUAUAACAAGAGAUGGUGGGAACCCCUCAUAACGGGCACAGCGGGUGUACAGACCUGGGAACUCAGCACAGGGACGGUGGAAACCCCUCAUAAUGGGCACAGCAGGUGUGUACAGACUCGGGAACUCAGCACAGGGAUGGUGGGAACCCCUCAUAAUGGGCACAGAAGGUGUACAGACCCGGAGACUCAGCACAUGGAUGGUGGGAACCCCUCAUAAUGGCACAUCGGGUGUACAGACCCAGGAACUCAGCACAGGGAUGGUGGGAACCCCUCAU
Molecule: messenger RNA, 343 nt
Organism: Staurois parvus
Lineage: Eukaryota; Metazoa; Chordata; Amphibia; Anura; Ranidae
Source: the annotation of a GenBank genome assembly